Molecule: messenger RNA, 922 nt
Organism: Drosophila grimshawi
Lineage: Eukaryota; Metazoa; Arthropoda; Insecta; Diptera; Drosophilidae
Gene: Uqcc1
Product: ubiquinol-cytochrome-c reductase complex assembly factor 1
Exons: 4
Coding region: 95-874 (259 amino acids)
Biological process (GO): mitochondrial respiratory chain complex III assembly
Cellular component (GO): mitochondrion
Source: RefSeq, a predicted model, not a curated record
ACCGGUUUUGUUUUCGCACAAGUUGGCAGCGCCGUCUGAUAUUGUAACAUUAGGUUUUUGUUUUAAACAAUUAGAAUACGGUUUAAAAAGAAGCAUGUGGUGCACACGCUCAGCUGCAAGGCUGGUCAGUGGCUUAACAACAACGCUGCGAGCGCAACAAACAUAUAAACAACAUGGAGUGGCGGCUCUGACCGCCAGAUUCACAGAGCAAUGCAGUUUCUGCUCAACUGGCGUCGUGGACAGUCCCAACAAGGCAACAAAACAAACCACAGAGGAUGGCAGCAUAUUAAAACGUGUUCUGACCAAAGUGGGCUUUGCGCCCAACACAAAAGCCCGCCUUAAGGUAACCAGUCACCUGCUGUACGAGAGUGUGGCGGACAAGAUCAACUAUGUGGCCUUCUUUCGCGAUUUUAAUCUGCCCAAUACGUUCAACUCCUGGUUUCUGGUCACCGAGCUGCAUGUGUGGCUAUUGCUGAUGCGCUCCAUGGCCGAAGGCGCCGAGACCGGCGAGGAUGGACGCUUUCUGCGCAACUGCAUUGUGGAGGCCAUGUGGGGAGAUGUUAACACACGAGCCAAAAAACUGGGUGCCAAUAACCCAUCGCGAACCAGACAACAAAUUGAGACGCUCUCCGAACAGUUUCAGGCGGCGUUGAUUGCGUACGACGAGGGCAUCAUGUCGGAUGAUCGUGUGCUAGCUUGUGCCCUGUGGCGUCGAUUCUUUGAGAUGGACUGCGAGGAUUAUGUCCACAUCGAAAGACUUGUCAAAUAUGUGCGCCAGCAGACCAUCAUGCUGGAUAAUUUAACACGCGAUCAGUUUAUAACGAAACCAAAUGUGGCCUGGCUCGAUCUGGACAAGUGCAAAGUGGAUGCAUAGAGAAUGUUUCUUGUUUAGUUGGUGUUAUUAAAGUCAAUCUAUAUACAA